AACAACUUUCCUUUCUAAGCAAAACAACACAUGGUAGAAAACUGAAAGCUGUGCUGCAUAAGAUUUGAAACAUAAAUUAUAAUUGUAAAUAAUUAAUAAUUAUAAAAAAUGCAAAAUGAGGAUGACAUUGUUUGGAGUCUUCUCAAAAAAUCAUUUUGUUCAUUUAAAGUGAAUACAAAAACACAGCAGUUCUGCCGGAAUGAAUAUAACUUGACUGGUCUUUGCAGUAGAAGUUCAUGUCCUUUGUCUAAUAGUAACUAUGCUACAAUCAGAGAAGAAGAGGGUCGAUGUUUUUUAUAUAUAAAAACUGCAGAAAGAGCUGCCUAUCCAGCUCGCUUAUGGGAGAAAAUAAAGUUAUCCAAAAACUAUGAAAAAGCUUUGGAACAAAUUGAUGAAAAUUUACUCUACUGGCCUCACUUUAUUCGCCACAAAUGUAAACAAAGAUUUACUAAGGUGACACAAUAUCUCAUUCGUAUGAGGAAGCUUAAGGUCGGAAGAACGAAGGAAUUGGUUCCAAAGCAAAGAAAGAUUGAAAGGAGAGAAAGGCGAAGAGAAGAGAAAGCUCUUGUUGCUGCACAACUUGAUAAUGAAAUUGAAAAGCAGCUUGUUGAAAGAUUGAAGAGUGGCUUGUAUGGUGAUAUCUACAACUUCCCACAAAAAGCAUUUACUAAAGCUCUAGAAGAUGAAGAAAUAGAAAGUGAAGUUGAUGAAGAGGAGGAUGAAUUGGAAGAGGAAGAGGAAAGAGAAUAUGUUGCUGAUGUGGAUUUUGAAGAAAGUGAUGUGUCAGAUAUCGAGGAUGUUGUGAAAGGGUUUCCAAAUGAUGAAUCUAGCUCCGAAGAAGAGGAAGAACCAAAGAAGAAACGCAAAGGAGUUAAACGAAGACCUUAUGUUGAAAUUGAAUAUGAGAAAGAUACUGCAAAAGAAAAAAUUGUCUCAUAAUGUUAAUAAAAUUUGUUUUAUAUUUAAUCAUAAA
Molecule: messenger RNA, 973 nt
Organism: Argiope bruennichi
Lineage: Eukaryota; Metazoa; Arthropoda; Arachnida; Araneae; Araneidae
Product: protein MAK16 homolog A-like
Exons: 8
Coding region: 109-939 (276 amino acids)
Biological process (GO): maturation of 5.8S rRNA; maturation of LSU-rRNA
Cellular component (GO): preribosome, large subunit precursor; nucleolus
Source: RefSeq, a predicted model, not a curated record